Messenger RNA from Hemicordylus capensis (graceful crag lizard), 6798 nucleotides. It is a transcript of the gene SLC44A5, whose product is annotated as solute carrier family 44 member 5. Lineage: Eukaryota; Metazoa; Chordata; Lepidosauria; Squamata; Cordylidae. Gene Ontology annotation, cellular component: membrane. The coding region runs from base 55 to 2682 and encodes 875 amino acids. The transcript has 23 exons. The record is from RefSeq and is a predicted model, not a curated record. Gene Ontology annotation, molecular function: transmembrane transporter activity. Gene Ontology annotation, biological process: transmembrane transport.
GGGGCGGGCUAAGGCUGGGGGGCAGUCCCACGCGCCCCCUCCCUCCCCGCAUGCAUGGGAAGGCCGGCUCGGCUUGUAGCAACUGCAGUAGCAGCUGCCGCCGCCAGCUCUGAGCUUCCUCCAGUGUUUACCUGCUGCAGCUCCUCUGCCUUACACGUCGCCUUCGCAGCGUUGCUUGGAGCGCAGGAAGGACCGCGGAGGGGGUCACUUUUGGGCGCAGCAGAGGCUGGGGCAGAAGCAGCAGAGAAGAAAAAACAACCCAGCGGUUGGCUGCUGCCGCCGCCGCCUCCUCCUCCUCAGAGCUGCUCGCCCGCCCGCUUGCCUGCCUCACAUGCCAUCACAGCAACAAAGAGCACGCUGAGCAGCGGGCGGAGAGGCGCCCGGGCUCCAAGCUCUGCAAGCCCGAAAGACGGCGAGAGGACCAUGGCCAGAAAGGGGGACGCCUCCGCCUCUCCUUACGGUCAACCAAGGAAAUUUGACCCAAAGUUCAGAGGACCUAUUCACAACAGGCAUUGUACAGACGUUUUCUGCUGUGUCAUCUUUGUAGUGGUCAUCCUGGGUUACAUUGCUUUAGGAAUUGUAGUUCAAAAGUGUGGACAAAUCUUGGACAUUUGUACUGGAAAAGCCUGGGUACAUGGUGAUCCCAGAAAAGUGGCCUACCCCACUGACAGUUAUGGGCAGUUCUGUGGUCAAAAAAACACGCCUAAUGAGAACAAGACAAUAUUGUUUUAUUUUAACAUUCUGAAAUGUGCCAGCCCUCUAGUGCUAAUAAACCUUCAGUGCCCUACAACACAGCUUUGUGUCUCAAAGUGCCCAGACAGGUUUGCAACCUACAUAGACAUGCAAUCUUCCUACAGAUAUAACAGUUAUUGGGAAUACUACAGACAGUUUUGCAAGCCUGGCUUUAAUAAGCCACGGAAGUCUGUGGCCCAAGUUAUGCGUGAUGAAGAUUGUCCUUCCAUGAUCAUUCCAAGUCGGCCUUUUCUUAAGAGAUGUUUUCCUGAUUUCUCCACUAAAAAUGGUGUUCUGACUGUGGCCAAUCAGACUACUUUCAAAGAUGGAAGAGGAAAAACAAGGAAUGUAACUGACCUCAGGGAAGCUGCCAAUGGCAUCAAUAAUGUUCUGGAUGCAAGAUCAGUUGGAAUGAAAAUUUUUGAAGAUUAUGCCAGUUCUUGGUAUUGGAUUUUAAUAGGUCUGUUUAUUGCAAUGGUUGUCAGCUUGCUCUUCCUUGUGCUUUUGAGGUUCACAGCAGGAGUUCUCUUCUGGAUUUUCAUCUUUGGUGUAAUUGGGAUUAUAGGAUAUGGUAUCUGGCAUUGCUACUGGGAAUUUCAUCGCCUCCAUGGCAUACCUGGCUCUGAUCUUACCAUCUAUGAUAUUGGAUUCCAGACGGACUUCAGGGUGUAUCUGCAACUGAGGCAAACAUGGUUAGCAUUUAUGAUACUGCUUUGCAUAGUGGAAGUUGUGAUUAUAUUGAUGUUAAUAUUUCUGAGAAAUCGAAUUCGAAUUGCCAUUGCACUUUUGAAGGAAGGUAGUAGAGCCAUUGGUUACAUCAUGUCUACAUUAUUCUACCCAAUUAUCACCUUUAUUCUUAUUGCAAUCUGCAUUUCCUACUGGGCAGUGACAGCUGUCUUUUUGGCUACAUCAGGGGAACCUGUGUACAAAGUCAUGGCUAAUCAAAGUCUCUGCAAGUAUGCAAAUCUGACCUGUUAUCCAGAGACUUUCAACACAACCAAUGUGACCAAGCUAUGUCCAGGGGCCCAGUGUACUUUUGCUUUCUAUGGUGGAGAAAGCCUGUACCACAGAUACAUCUUUGUCUUUCAAAUCUGCAAUGUGUUUGUCUUUCUCUGGCUAGUAAACUUUGCAAUUGCACUGGGUCAGUGUACCCUUGCUGGUGCCUUUGCUUCUUACUAUUGGGCCUUUAGAAAACCUGCUGACAUUCCAGCAUGCCCACUCUUUUCAUCAUUUGGACGAGCAAUACGAUAUCAUACAGGUUCCCUAGCAUUUGGCUCGUUAAUUCUUGCAGUAGUCCAAGUGAUUAGAGUAAUCCUAGAAUACCUGGAUCACAAACUCAAAGGAUCACAGAAUGCCUUCGCUAGGUUUCUGCUCUGCUGCCUCAAAUGUUGUUUUUGGUGCUUGGAAAAAUUCCUCAAAUUUAUCAACAGAAAUGCCUACAUCAUGAUUGCAAUAUAUGGUAAAAACUUCUGCACAUCAGCAAAAGAAGCUUUCUUUCUGCUCAUGAGAAAUGUGGUGAGAGUUGCAGUACUGGAUAAAGUGACAGACUUCCUAUUAUUCCUGGGGAAAAUUCUUGUUGCCGGAGGUGUAGGAGAAACAACCUUGAAGAUCUGGUGCCAAGUGCAUACGUCAGCAUCUGAUAGCCUGUCUUUCCCUCUUGUAGGUGUUCUAGCCUUCUUUUUCUUCACACAUAGGAUACCAGUAUUCACACAAGAAGCACCAUCACUGAAUUACUAUUGGGUCCCACUCUUGACUGUCAUAAUUGGUUCUUACCUAGUUGCACAUGGGUUCUUCAGCGUCUAUGCAAUGUGUGUUGACACUCUUUUCCUCUGUUUUUGUGAAGACUUGGAAAGGAAUGAUGGAUCUACAGCUAAACCCUACUACAUGUCGGCUAGUCUACACCGAAUUCUGGGGAAGAAGGAACUGAGUCCUAAGAAGUUAAUGGGAUAGUGCUUAAAAAAAACCUUGGUGAACGUGGCGUGUCCGUUUUAAGGGGGGGGGGGAAGCUGGAGACAUAUAAUUCUGGCAAAAGGAUUUUUAAAGUGUUACUGAUGCUUUUGGUUAAUGAAUUAUUUGUUUUUGCUUUAUACUAUCGGAAAACGAGCAGAUGGGCAACAUUUAAAAUAUGUCUUUAACAGCUGUGAAACAAGGCCACAUUUAUAGUUUUUUAGAGUGCCUAUGGAAAAGUGUAAAUGUUAAGCUUUUUUUAUCUUUAGCUCUUAGUGUUUUAAUAACUUUUCUAACUUGAGAUUUUGCUGUUUGACAUGACAGCCAUUUUGAUAACUUUUUUAAUAGGCAUAUAUUUGUAAAGGAUAUUCAGGCAAUUUUUGAAAGCACUACAAUAUAUCCUAAUUAGCCAUUAAAAAACAACAACCCCAGAUCAAGACUCUAGGUAACCAGCAGGUGGUCCUAAAUUUAUAAUUAUGGUGCUAUGGCUGUAUUUUUACCGUACAUGCUGCUUGACAGCUAUUUCAACUGUGAUUAAAAUGUAUUAACCAUUCCCUAUGAAGAAAGGUACAUUUAUAUGUCAUUCACCUCCACCACAAAUUGUAUAUGUUAAGCAAAAACACAUUAGUAUCAUGCUGGGGCAGCUCAAAGAAGGUAAUAGAAGAAUACAGAUAAUAGCUAAAAAAUCUUAGAAUAGGGUCAUGUUGUUAAACCUUUUAAGAGGAAUAUUAUGUCAGAAAUAAUGGCUUAGGACUAUUCCAUUAUGCUCGGGGAGCAGGGGAGGAUUUCUGUCUGGGCCAAGCGGAUGCCUCAGUUUUCCAUCUUAACAAACACAAAAUCUGCAUAAUGUUUAUGUGCUUUAAGUGAAACAUGUCGUUACUGGUACUGCAUACUGAUGCCAUGAUUUUGUCCUGAAUUAUGUAUAAGUUUACCUGUAGGUGAAAUACUGAAGGAAUCAAACUCGACUGAGUACUGUUUGCUUCCUUUUGGAGGAAAUUCAUCUGUAAGCCUCUAAAAAUGCCAGUUUGGUGACCCACCCCUUAAGAUGCAAGGUUGAAUCUGCAUUUCAGGCCCCUCAGCUGAUUGUAGUGGAGACUGAGAUUGGGUGGGGGGGGGGAAUAGAAAUGUGAAACAUAAAUAAUCUGCACUGUUAUGUGACCAUCUGAUCUUUUCUAUCCAGACAAGAAAGCGCAGAGAGGUAUUUGUAAUGUGCAUGAACAUUCUGGCCCAUGUAGGUUUUUCAUUUAUAUUACAAACCAAUUGUAAGCAAGAACCACUUUCAUGUGAGAAACCACCCAAUGAUUAGAUGUUAAUCUGCACUUAGUUCACAAUGACAAAUGCUGUUUUCAUUAUUUAAAAAUUUGGAAUUGGAGUGCAAAUCCUGUUCCACACAGAGGGCCAUUUUGGAUGAUUCUCCAGCUGACCCCCUAUAACCGCAUAGGGUGGGGCAUGAGCACAUGUCUCCUCCCACACCCAUUACGCCAUCAAGCUGUCACCUAAUUGUGCUGGGGGGGAGAUUCAUCCAAACUGCCCCUCUAAGUAUGGUUAAAUACUACUGCUAUUUGAACCAUACCUAGAGGAGUGUUUCAGCUGAAUCACCCUUGCAUGAAUCGGUGGCAACAUGCCCAGAGGUGAGAGAGAGAGACAUGCACCAACACUCACCCCCAGCAUAAUUCAUGGGGUCUGGUUUCAGCCAAACCAGUCCAGGAGCACUGCAUUCCGGCUACACUCCUAAACCAAACUGGCAUUAAAUUAAUGGGAUUUAUUUCCAUAUAAUUGCAAUCUAGAGAACUGUGCUUGCAGCCAAGUAUCAGGCUGACAGCUAUUUAAACUGUGAUUAAAAUGUAUUAACCAUUCCCUAUUAAGGAAGGCACAUUGCCAUUUCUGGAAGACAAAGGACACUGGAAUUAUAAAACUGAAAUUCAAGUCCAGUGUACAGGUUAAACUUCCAGUGAUAUACAAGGAUUCAGUUUGUCCAUUUCCUUUCAGUGACAUAAACGGAAUCUGUCUAAACUGGGGCUUGGGGGUAAGGGAAAAGUCCACCAAGCAUUGCUGUUGGGCAGUUUUCAAAAUGUGGGGGAUUUCUGCACCCUCCUGUUGCAAUACUAAGAACAUUUGCCUAGCAGUCAGUUACGGUGAAAUAAGUGAGACUGGAAUGUUAAAUCACCACUGUAUCCCAAGCUAAGUGAACUACAAAUCUGUAAUAAAUUAAAAUGUUUACUGUGCACUCAACUAAAUCUUCAUAUUUCAUGGGUGAUAUACAUUCUCAACAGUAGCAUUAAAUAAGCGUAGGACCCAUUAGAAACGGUAGGAAUACUAACUUUUCCUUGAAGUAAAGGGGGUUGGGUUCUGUGCUUCCAGGUAAAUUCCUGAGUUACCAUUUGCUAUAAAUGAUAGUAAAUUUCUGCCAUCCAUUCCAUUCUGUGAGAACUGAUCUGUGUUGGCCAAAACAGACUGCCUAAUCCAGCUCUGUUUGCAGGCAACUAUGUCUGAUGGUCCUAGAAUCAAAUGCAUAUCCCCAUUCCCGUCAAAGGCAUCCAGUUAAGUGAAUUCAUUUCAGUUGGGCAUCUAGAUGUCAAUGUUUUGUCUACAUACCUAGAAGGUUGCUUAUGCACUCAGAUCUUUCUUGCUGAAUCAAAACAAUAGGAUAUGAGCAACACAGGGUUAGAUGCACUUUUAACAUAAAUGCGUAUAACUCUUUGCAGGGUUAACCUAGGCGCAGUCGUACUCCUGUUGAAAUCAGUAGGAUAAUUCCCAUUGAUCACAAUUAUUAUGGUCUGAUCCUAAGAUUUCACAUGCUAACAAAUUAGUAUUUAGGAAUGGGUGUAUCAAUCACUGUACCAGCAAUAUAUCCUAAAACAUGACAUCCUGGCUGCACAGUACAAUAUGCCAGCACAAAUGUUUAGGAUCAGUGUCACUGACAAAUGUUUUUGAGGACAUUUUAGUACCAUUUUAUUAAAUAAUUAAGCAAUUGGGGGAAAACUGUGAAAAUGCAAAGCAAUAGCACUGAAAUUGGGCAGUCAUUCAUUCAUCUGAAAUAUACAUGUUAAAUUAUUGCAAAGAACAAACUUGUUGGUAGAAAGCAAAAAUCCUGAAUAUCUUUAUCAGAAAUGAAUGAGUGUUAAUGUGCAAACUAGGUAAUAAUUUAUUUUUGAAAGACAAAUACUUUUGAACUUGAUAGAUGUGUUUCUUAAUCCUUGGGCCAAAUCCUGCUGUUUAUUAUAAUGUUGGUUUUAUGCAUAAUGUGCUUUAACAUAAAACUAAAGCUUGGUAAAAUGCACUUCCUUGCUUAGAGAAGUUGAAUAUUGGACAGUUCAUUUUAUGGUAAGCUAAAUUUUAAAUAGGCUUUGAUCCUGCACUCAUUCAAGUCAGUGGCACAACAAAUGCCCAGUUAGUUGAACUGGUGUAGUAUCUGGGCCAUAUAAUGACAAAGGGCUGAUUAUAUUAUUGCAUCUGUGUUUACAGUAUAAAUGCCAAAACAUCCAGUAUUGAAAAUAUACUGAAGUUUAAAUUGCUGUUUUGCAGAAAAGGGCCAGCAGGUGGCAGUAUUGCUUUCAUAUUGCAUUGGUUUGAUCAUUUGCUUUCUGCCAUUCUUCUUCCUAGUGGAAGAUUUAGAAAGUCAUGAUGGCUCUGCUGAAAGACCUUAUUACAUGAGUAAAUCUCUACUGAAGAUUCUGAACAAGCAGAACAUGCAAACCAAGAGACAGUAGAAAAUGCCCACUGUCCUAACCACACAAUCAUGUUUGGUUUAAUGCAUUGUUUCUUCGAUACAGUGUUGAUUGUCAGGUUUUAUUUGCGCGUGUUUUAUACCAAAGCUAUUGUACAUGUGAAGCCAUCAAAGUCUGUAAUGACAUUGUCCUUAAAAUUCCAACAAAAAAUGGGAGCAUUUUUAUACUGAGAUUUUUUUUUCCAUUUUGCCUUUAAUUGUUGUGGCUUGGAUGUUUUGAACGAGUAUUACAAUGUUGUCUUUUUGUUUGAAAGAACAGAUGUAGUAUGCUUUACUGUUUCAAAUUUUGCUCUAGGACAGUAAAAAGUUUUCAGAAAAUAUAAUGUUGGGGGUUGUUUUAGAAAGAAAGUCAGUAAAUCCUAUUUGAUAUAAAUGGUCAUAGAAUACAUAAA